AUGGAUUUGUUACAUCACCGCGUAAAUCUCCUGCGAGUAUCCCCCAUAUCAACGAGAAUCUUCAACCAACAUCCAUCAUUGAAACUAAAGAAAUGCCUCCGAAUGUCUCAUCAUCACUGGCGAAGUCGUCCAGAAAGUGGCAUACGACAUGGAGCUAGAGUAGCAGUGAUACGAGAAAGAAGACUGAACCGGCAGCGAGCGAGGCAACACACGGAGAAUCUACGACGUCUUGAAGAACAACGAAUCAACUCUGUCGACAGCGAAGAGGAAGUCAUUACAAGUCAUCACUUUGAUCAUUCGUUUAUGAACGACAGAUUGCUCGGCCUCGGCCAUGACGAACUGUUCCCAGGAAGAGUUAAGGAUCUCAAAGAAACUGAGUUCUUCAAGAGUCUCGGUUCGACUGAGAAAGAGAGAUGCGAGUAUCUAAAAGACCUUACUCGUGAGCGUCGAGAGUGGAGACCCAUCUACUUCAAAUGUCUACAACUAGCAUUGCGCGACGUGAGAGCCUACAAGUAUGACACGGCCACAAAAAAAUGGAUAAAACACAACCGACAAUCGAAAAGAUCGGGCGCUGAUCUGGAAGAGGGAGAUGCCCCACCUACCAGAAGGAAAACGGACAAAAAUGAUUAUUACGAGGCUGAAACAUUGUGA
Cylicocyclus nassatus is the source of this 651-nucleotide messenger RNA. NCBI's taxonomy places the organism in Eukaryota, Metazoa, Nematoda, Chromadorea, Rhabditida, Strongylidae. The record is from the annotation of a GenBank genome assembly.